This is a messenger RNA of Polypterus senegalus (gray bichir), 1552 nucleotides long. RefSeq names its product COMM domain containing 8 (gene commd8). The transcript is spliced from 5 exons. The record is from RefSeq and is a predicted model, not a curated record. Lineage: Eukaryota; Metazoa; Chordata; Cladistia; Polypteriformes; Polypteridae. Bases 63 to 593 code for a protein of 176 amino acids.
GAUCCCAUCAUAUCACGUGACUGGUCUCGAAAGAGGAAGGAUAACAAGCGCUGUCUGAAAUCAUGUUGAAGCUGCUUGAACGAAUAUCUGUUCAGGAAAGUCCCCAAUUUCUUCACAGGGUAACUGAUGGAAUAUGUGGACGAAGUUUUCCACGGUUCCAGGACUAUUCCACCAUUUUUACCAUUGCCGAAUUUCUGGAGCUAGUUAAUGUGAUUACAGCAUUUUUGAAGACAGCAGUUGGGAAAAAAAUGAAUGAUGAAGAGUUGCAACAAUCCUUAAGUGGUCUUGACUCAAGUCAUCAACAAGCAAUAUUUCACUGCCUCCAGAGUAGAAGAGAAGAAAUAAGACAUUCUCUGAUUGAAAAAACAAAUGCAAUUUCAACAAGUCAGCUUCAGGAUUUUGACUGGCAGUUAAAGUUGGCUUUGUCAAGUGAUAAAAUAUCAGCAUUACAAGCACCUUUGGUGAAUCUUGACUUGGAUAUCAAAGAAAAUGGAGCAAUUACGCCACUAUCAAUUGAAAUGAACAAAGAUGAGCUACAAAAUUUAAUCAGUUCAUUAGAGGCUGCAAAUAAGGUUGUCCUACAAUUGAAAUAAAUCUUACAUUUUACAUUGAAGCAGAAAAUUAAACCACUCACCGCCUGUGAAGCAACAGAGAAGAACAAUGGCAUCAUCAAGUGCCCUUGCAUAAAAGGCACAUACUGUUCAAUUUCCAGCAGAUCCCAACAAAUACAUGAGGAAAAUCCCAAUAUUAAGAGAGAAGCGUACACAUGUGAAUUCUAACGAUAAUAUAAAGAAAGGUGUUUGACCAUAUUGCAGUCUAACUUUUUAUGGAACUUUCCAUGACAUGUGUACAAAGAUGGUAUAGUUUUGUAUUUUAUAGUUUAGUGUAUGAAACUUUUAUAAACAUAUUAUGCUCUCAGUGACUUAAUUACACUUAAUUAGUUUGCUUAUACACGUUUAUUAAAUAAGUAAUUGAUGUAACCAGCAGAAGGCUACUUAAAGUUAUGUCUUUUUUUUAUUUCUGUAUUAUACCAUCCAGGUUUGUAAAGAACAAUUACUUUUCAUCAUGUGUGCAGUGAACAACAAAAAACACAGGAAUAUACUGAAAUAGCAGCGUGCUGUUAACUUGGGUAUCCCUAAAUAAAGAGUAAACACCUGCAAGUUGUUUUUUGUGCAUUGCUUAUAAUUACAGAUUCAUUACGAACAAGAAUUAUUGUAAUGCUAAACUUUUGAAAAUGCCUUUUUAGAAGGAAUUUAAAGCAGGUAAUUAUUACAGUUGAUUAAUAUUGAAGUUUAUCAAGUGUUGUGCAAUUUAUGUUUUUGAUAAAUAUUUAAUAGUGAAGGUUUCUACCUGCAAUUCUAAAAGGGAAAAUAAUCAUUUUUCACUACUGUAGAUUAAAAAUUGUGUUGUUAAAAUGCACACGGGUCUAUAGUCAAAUAUGCAAGCAUAUAUGUAUUUGUGUAUAACCAUAUGUGCUUUUAGGGGUAACAUUAAAAAUAAUAAACACUGUGUUAAACUUAAGUACUGGUGGACUUUCACUUUGUAUUAAGUG